Messenger RNA from Scomber scombrus (Atlantic mackerel), 5647 nucleotides. It is a transcript of the gene efnb1, whose product is annotated as ephrin-B1. NCBI's taxonomy places the organism in Eukaryota, Metazoa, Chordata, Actinopteri, Scombriformes, Scombridae. Gene Ontology annotation, biological process: ephrin receptor signaling pathway; axon guidance. The transcript has 5 exons. The record is from RefSeq and is a predicted model, not a curated record. Bases 803 to 1915 code for a protein of 370 amino acids. Gene Ontology annotation, molecular function: ephrin receptor binding. Gene Ontology annotation, cellular component: plasma membrane.
GCUGCUGCACACAGCGGAGCGCAGAGACUUUUCUACAUGCUCGAAAGAAAAAAUAUGCACCGGCAUGGAAAUGUUGGCAAACGGAUUUAGAUCCACGGAUCGGACCGGCGAGCAGGUCUAAUCUCACCUGAGCACUUUUUGUUUUUGCGACUGUUGUGUCCAAGCAGCACCACAAAAAAAAGAGGGGGGGAGACGUAUAAAUUUACGCACUGGCCGCGCAGCAUGCCUGAGUUGGACUAGAGGCGACCCUGCUGGAGCGCAACACGCUGAGAGCCUGGAGGGAUAUUUACAAUAGAAACUCCAUUCCUUUUUCCGAGAAGAAGAAUAGCAGAGGGGCGGAGGAGUGAAAGAUAACACUGGAAUGAAGUGGAGCUUGGGAUUCCCAGCGUGCUGCGGAGUUGUGACUGAUGGAUGAAUGUGGUCAUCUGUAGGCUAUAUACAGCGACAGGUACAGACACCAUCAGGGGAGCGUUCACAAAAAGGAACGGCGCAGCGCAUGAUCGACAGCUGCAUCGCCCCCAAAAACUGUGCGAUCGAUUAAAUCUGUGUCAUCAUCACACAUCGAAUCGUAUCGCUGAGUUAUACCUCUCUCUUUUUUAAAAGGUCGUGAAGGGGCUGUUUUCGUCUCAGCCACAGGUCAACCAGGACACUCGGGGCUGCUUUUUCACCCCCCUUCAGAUCCUAUUAAGAAACCGAGGGGCUUCUUCUCACGUCCUGCGGACAGUUCAGUCAAGGACACGGGGGUCUAAAGCAGAUUUUUAAGAAGAAGGACAGAAGGACAUGUAUCUGAUAUCGACCUCACAUGCUCCCGACUGAUCGACGCUCACCUUCCCACCGGGCGAACCACAGAUAUUGGCUGCCAGGCGCACUGUCCGACUCUCUGAGUUAUCGGCUCACUGUCUGUACGUUUAUCAGAAUGGCGGGACUCGGUUGUUGGAAGUAUUACCUCUGGAUCUUAAUUUUAAUGUGCAGGUCGGCGUUACCCUCAGCGAAAUCGUUGGAGACUAUAAUUUGGAGCUCGCAGAAUCCCAAGUUUGUGGCUGGAAAGGGCCUGGUGAUCUACCCAGACAUCGGGGACAAAUUGGACAUCAUCUGUCCCAAAGCGGACCAAGGCAGAGAGUAUGAGUUUUACAAGCUGUACCUGGUGAAGAGGGAGCAGGCGGAGAGCUGCAGUACUGUCCUCGAUCCAAAUGUCCUGGUCAACUGUAACAAGCCGGAGAAGGACAUCAAGUUCACCAUCAAAUUCCAGGAGUUCAGCCCCAACUACAUGGGCCUGGAGUUCAAGAAGAAUGUCAAUUACUACAUCACCUCAACCUCCAAUGGUACAGUAGAGGGCCUGGAGAACCGGGAGGGAGGUGUGUGCAAGAGCCGAGCCAUGAAAGUCAUCAUGAGAGUCGGGCAAGUCCCAAACGCAGUGAACCCCGUGGCGCCGGAGGCUCCAGAAGACAACGCCAUACCGGAGUCCAGUCCCAGUCCGCCUGACCAGGGUCACAAUUUACCCAACGUGCCGGGAAACACUGACCACAUGAAUCAGGAUCAGUCUGGUUCCUCUGCAAACUCAGACGGCAUCCUUGGCUCCAAAGUGGCUGUGUUCUCCGCCAUCGGGGCCGGCUGCAUCAUCUUCCUCCUGCUCAUCCUCCUCCUCGUCAUUCUGCUCAUCAAGAUGCGCAAGCGCUCCAGGAAAAACGCCCACUCGCAGCCACGCCCCUCCGCGCUGUCUCUCAGCACGCUGUCCAAUCCCAAGCUGCCAGCGGGCACGGCCGGCACGGAGCCAAGUGACAUCAUCAUUCCGCUGCGGACAGAGAACAACUACUGCCCUCACUAUGAGAAGGUGAGCGGCGACUAUGGCCAUCCCGUCUACAUUGUCCAGGAGAUGCCCCCGCAGAGCCCUGCCAACAUCUACUACAAAGUCUGACACUCUCCGCGCAGCCAGCGACAGAGCCAGGAGAGAGAAUGAGAGGAGCGCUUGAUUUAUGUUCUCGGGAAGAACACUUUCCUUUGCAUUUUGGGGACUUGAUGGUUCCUUCAAGCCCCUGUUAUUUCUACCACCUGCUGCACAAAUCUGGAGAGACACGCACUGACCAGUAAUCAGCGGGCUUGCGAACUGACUGACGAGAAAAGUUUAUUCUGUUUGUUUGGGUUGUCUGACAAUCCCCCCCCACCCCCACCCCACUCCUCCACCCUUCUCCUCCUCCUCCCUUCACCUACCUUCACCUCCAACCUUCUAACGUCUCCCUGCUGUGCUCCGCCAUGGGGGGGGGGGGGGGGGUACAGUCCCCGAAGUACAGUCUGUGCUACACCCAAUUAAACACACCAUCCUAGCACACUAGCCAGAAACAGGCAGACACAGGCCUCCGAACGCCACUCAGCCUGCAGUUUGUGUGCGAGCAUAAAAUUUGUGUGCGUGUUUGUGUGUGUGUCUGCGUGCAUGUGUGCGUGUGUGUUAGUCAGGGCUCCGUGCUGGGCCAGGAAACUCUCCAGAUAGCUCAGGUUUCAGACACAGUGUGUGAAAUAAUGUGUUCCUCUCCCUUCGCACCUCUGAUGUUUGCCUUACUUACUAUUUUUGAUGGAGGAUUUGACCCUGAUUCAGUUCACAAAGCAGUUGUAUUUUGUUAGACUUUUCCUACAAGUGCACAAUGUAUAGAGUUGAAUAGAUCAUCAUUAUUACUCCAUUAUCUCACCACCCAUAUCAUCCAUUGCGUUCAUUUUGUUUUUUGUUUGUUUUUUUAACUCCGGAGAAAAUACCUUGACCUGGACUGUGGAAGUCAAGUUGUGUAUGUGUGUAUGUGUUCCCGGAAAACACUCCCUUCUCCACUUGUCUGAUAUGAGCUUUACCAUUACUCUGGUAUUUAUGACCUACCUGUGUGUAUUUGAGGGUGUGUUCUGUGUGUAUGUAUGUGUGUAUGUGUGUGUGUGUGUGUGUGUGUACGGGCAUGUCCAGACCAGUCUUGUAUCUAGGCAGACUUAUUGGCUUAGGGGCAGAACACUGAGUUACUGUAUCACAAGCUUCAAAAAACAAGACAGACUGAGGCGCCGUCAGACAGACAUGCCCAAGAUCUUAACAAAACUCUUCCAGCGCUGAUGAGCUUACAUGGAGAUGAUUUUUUAAGACAGCAGGCACAUUAAAUUGUGUUUGUUCUAGCUUCUGCUGCUACAGUGUAAGCAUCAAACAGUUAGUUUGGAUCCUGCUGUCUGGGCUAGGUGGGUGUAGGUUGGAUAGGCAGCCUUAAUUGGCUGGCCUACAUAGGUAGGAUGCCCUAUAUAUAAGUUGGAUGGCGAUCCACGGCUGAACAUUGGGAUACAGUAUCAUCAGAUGCCAAUUGGCUGCCAUCUGUAGAUGAGUCAGUGGAGUGCACAGUCAGUGGUGUCGCCAGCAUGUGACUAAUCUAUGUGCCAUCUCCUUGCCCACACUCACCAGCCGGGGAGGAGAGAGAGCGAGAGUGGUGGAUAAAAGGAGAAAAUGUUCCUGUGACUUGGCUUUAACCUGAGAGGAAUAUGGCGUCAGGGAUGGGGGUGGGUGGUUGGGGGGCGGGGGGCGAUGGUUGAUGAGGGGUGAGGGGGAGGUAGUUUAGCAUUCAUUUUUCCAUCCUCUCGCCAGUUGUGCUGUGAAUAAAAAUGCUGCGCAGAAUAUUCCACAGUCAAGGUGUUCAGCCAGCGAGGACACUGCAGCUCAGCUAUCACACAGCCCAGGGCAGCGGCACAGAGACAGGAUUUACUGCAGCUGGGUGUGUGCACACCGAAGAUCACUUUUAGGUGUGUGUCUGUGUGUAGGAGGAGGGGGUUUGUUCCAAUCUGUCUGUGUGCACAUGUAGGUGUUUCUAUGUCUGAGUGCUUAUUUGUGCUUAUAUUUGCAGUUUUCCUAUGUGUGUGUAUGUGUGUGAAUGCUUCUGUGGUCUAGCAGCUGAGCAGACUUGUUAUGGGGAGUGGAACUAGGUGCUCCAAAGAGUGUGGCUGCCAAAGUACGGAGCACCGCAGUCCCAGUUAAUGAUGUGUGAGAGGAGAGGGGAGCAGAUAAGGACAGCUAUUCCUCAGCAUGCAGACACGAGCUGACGUUUGACGCACAUGUGCACACACACACACACACACGCACAGACACACCGACACACCGAGACUGACGGGUCCAGGUUUAUCUCCAGUCAAACGGUCAGACUGCCGGUGAAUAAACAUUCACCGGCAGAGGCACCUAUCAUCCGCUGCCACAUACUAUCGCCAUCCACAGAUAUACACUGCUGAGUUAAAAGGCAGCCCUGCUUGAAGACUUGGGGAAGACUCCAGUGGCUUUUGCGUGUCGUUAACCUCAGAGUUAACAGCCUAAACAGCUGCUCGUGCUUUUGCGGUCCUGUGUUUUAACUCAGCAUGCAGCCCCUCAGCGGACCUCUGUGAAACACAUCUAAAUCAAAUAUUUUUGUUUCGGAUCGGUGCGCAUCCCUUCACCUACACCAGCCAAGGGAGUCAUUACCAAAUUACCACAAACCCAUGUUUCAUUUUCAUUCAUUUCUAGUGACCACUUAAUGUUAUUCAAAUUUGGGGGAGAAAAAAAAAAUUUAAAACAGAGAAAUGUAAAUACAUGGAUAGAGCCCAAUUUAAGAUGUAAUUUCACCUGAACACUGCUCAUAAGAAAAAUUUAAGACUAGAUUUUUGUAAUGGAGGAUGUUUGUAAAUAGCUGUCUUUUUAAAGUGUGUUUUGUAUGAAUCCUUGCAUUUUUUUGUCUCUGUUUGCAAUAUGUUUUUAUUUUAUUUUCUUUUAGAGUUGAACUGAAUAUUGCAACGGACACACAAGCUGUCUUUUUUUGCAGCGUCCAGUAUUGUCAAAAAGUCUUUGUUACCACACGUGUUAGAAGAAAAAAAAAAAAACUGGGGUUCAGAGUUUUUACAUCGCCAUUCAACAGGAUUGUAGUUCCUCAGAAGCUGUUCAGUACUGAAGGUUUGUCACCAAGCGGCUUUGAAACAGGUCACUGAUAAGCCCUUUCCCUGUUGGAGACAGCACUUAACUCUGCAUAUGAAGACUGUGUUAUUCCACUGCCUUUGAGUUACCUACACCUUCCACUCCAUUAUGAGAUGUAACAGAAACAUUUUGGUCCAGAAAGAUUAAUCUUUUCUCAGUUUUAAUAAGUGUAUUGGGCCAGACAGAGAGAAACGUAGAGAGAGAGAGAGAGAGCGGGAGAAAGGGAGAGGAAUAAGAAAAGGGGCCAUGUAUGAGAGUGUGACCGUUCUGCGCUCACCAAUAAAUCAUCCGGUUUACACCACUCAUUAUCUCCCAGGCGGUCCUUUGUUUUAAAGUUGCUCUCUCUUUCUCUUUCCCUCCCUCCGCCUCUCUCCUUUGUCAUCCCUCCUUUCCUAAUUUAGCACAAGGAUGUUGGUUGAUGGCUCAUCGUAUGAGCCUCACUGUAGGUUGAUUUCUGCUAUUGUUCAAAGCCACAGUAUUAUUUUUCAAUGUGCAUGUGUAAGCAAAACCUGUUGAAUUUGUUUCCCUUUGUUUGAAUCAUAACUGUCAAGUUUUGUUAUUUUAUUUUAAUUUUUUUUUUUCCAUUCACUUUUUCGCCGCUUCUCAGCGUAACCUAUUGGCACCAGCUACAAUGGAAAUAAUGUUCCACCAGUUUGGAAACUACCGCAUAUUGAUAAAUAAAAUUUUUCCCAUGGAACUUGG